AUGUCAAAAGACGCAGGAAGAGCCCGGCUCUCAGUGCUGCUGUCCGUCCUGGCAACGCCACCGCCACUCACGGCCUCUGCCCGCAGGCGGCCGUACCUGGCAGAAGCGCCGAAGUACCAGACUCACAACCUGCAGCUGCAGGUGUCAGCCGAGCAGCUGGAGCAGGUGCAGGUGUCAGCCGAGCAGCUGGAGCAGGUGCAGGUGUCAGCCGAGCAGCUGGAGCAGGCGCGGGUGUCGGCCAAGCCGUGUGAGCAGGUGCAGGUGUCAGCUGAGCAGCUGGAGCAGGUCCAGGUAUCAGCCAAGCCGUGUGGGCAGGUGCAGGUGUCAGCCGAGCAGCUGGAGCAGGUGCGGGUGUCGGCCGAGCGGUGUGGGCAGGUGCGGGUGUCAGCCGAGCAGCUGGAGCAGGUGCAGGUAUCAGCCAAGCCAUGUGGGCAGGUGCAGGUGUCAGCCAAGCAGCUGGAGCAGGUGCGGGUGUCAGCCAAGCAGCUGGAGCAGGUGCGGGUGUCGGCCGAGCAGCUGGAGCAGGUGCGGGUGUCAGCCAAGCCGUGUGAGCAGGCCUGCGCCGUGAAGACGAGUCGUGAUAAAGCCCCGAGGAAAGCUCGGGGGUCCCGCUUUAUCCUAACGUUGCCUGCCCCCGGGGCCUUCUGCAUGCCGCUCUGCGAAUGUGCUGUGGAAACUUCCGGAAGGCCCUUCAGGGGAACCAGGGACUCUCUCCACACUUCACAGAGCAGCUGAAAGGCGUGACCGCUCCUUGAGCCGCCUGACGCCAAAGUCCCAGCGUGUCCUUUUUCCGAACCACGGGAGGCCACUCGACCACGCAGACACGCAGGGCCCUUGGCAGCCAGCGCAGAGGGGCCCGGCCUGGCGCCUGCGUGAACGCGCCGCUCGUGCUGACUGGUCUACGGCUGGGGCUGUGCGAGCUCCUAACCAACGUGCACGUGUGCACUAAGUUAAUUAUUAAAUCAGAGAGCUCAAGUCACUACCGUCGUAGCUCCACUCCCUGCUAAUCAAGUAGCCGGUCGUUAUGGGCCCCGGACUGCGUGC
This is a messenger RNA of Microcebus murinus (gray mouse lemur), 1044 nucleotides long. The record is from RefSeq and is a predicted model, not a curated record. NCBI's taxonomy places the organism in Eukaryota, Metazoa, Chordata, Mammalia, Primates, Cheirogaleidae.